UGCAAAGUACGUAGACACACACGGCGUAUACGCCGUGUGCGAUCAGCUACGCAGUUGCAGGUGACGUGUUCCCUUUCUGUAUUUCCCUCGCGUCCAUUUAUUAUUCUUUACUAGUCGGGAAAUAGUCGCUAAAUCUCAGUCACAUGCAGAAGAUGCCAGGAGAGAAAGAGAUGUUGUCUUUAAUAAAAAAGCUGACCCACUGCGAUGACGCAGUGUCUAUGACGUUGCGCUGCUUAGCAGGAGGUCGCGGGUUCGAUCCCCGGAUAGCAAUCCGAUCGGUCAGAAUACUUCCAGAGGCUUACAUUAUGAGCUCCCUCAUAACCUACUGUGCAUUUUCUGGACGUUAAAUCCAACAAUUAUACCUUUUUUUUUAGAAAAAGAAUACUGUACAUUUCUGCCUGGCUGACAAACUGGCAUGAUGUUGGGUGAAAAGCAUGAUGCACGCAAUAAUCAAAAACGCACAGCUAGGCACUCAGAGGGCACACACACACGGGCACAUACGCACAGUAAAAUUUUUUGCGAGAUCUCUAAGUCCUCCAUAGUUUUCAAAAUGCUAGAAACUCUUUUGUUGCGUGGGUAUCCAAGAGUCACCACUUCAGCAGAUUUGCCAUGAGCGAACGUUUCGUCGGACCAGAUGUCGGAAAAACAUCCUUUUAAAGUGUUUUUCUUCCCUGUAACGUCCUCUAGCGCACGCGCAGUUCUUUAUGUUGCUUUCAGCAAUCACCGGCUGAAAAUACUUUGAUCGCCAAAGAUUUCGCGUAACGUAGACGUAAUCCAAAGCAUCUUGGUUUUAUUCGGACGCCGGCGUUCAAGGAUGCCACCUCCACCGAUCGAUACGAGGUGGGCCGGCGUGCCUGAACGUCGAACACGCGACCUUGUGCAGAGCCGCGUAGCGCCUUCGCCACCAAGCCAUCGCUGCGGGUGGCACAUGCAAAGCGAACGAAGGGUGCAUGUGCAUGAUGUACACAAUCGCAUCCUUUCCUUAAACUCGCAUUAGAGGGCGCAACCUGUGAUCCCCACGGUUCAAAGCAACGCUGCCGCAGCAGCUGCACACAAAGAGAGAGAGGCACAACGGCUAAUCUGCAUGUCGCGUCGGAGUGCCGUCGCGUCUGCGCCCAGGCAAAAAAAAAAAAAAAAACAAGCUUCCGCGUGCGAACGGCUCGUCGCCGUUCGCGUGCAUACAUCGCGCGCCGCCGCGAGUCUAGAGCCCCCCAUCCGUCACGCCGGGACUCCUCUGCGAGCCUCGCACGGGCCCGAGGGUCAAACAUUGUGUGAGGUCGAAUCCGUUAUCCCCGCUAUUAGUGUUGGCUGGCUAGACUCGUUCGUCCUCUUCAGUCGAAUACGCGCACCAGGAUGUUGACCCUUUUUACCGCGGUCGCGGGUACGAAUGCGGCUCUCCCAGCAGCCUCGCGAGCCAGCAGACAUGACCUCUCUUGCGCGAGCACAUGUGUACGGCGCGCCGCGAGGGGACGGCGAUGCAGCGAGGAAGCUGACACUCGACUCGAACAAGGACAAAACAAUGGGCGAGGAAAUGAUGGAACAAGGGCGCGUCUGGCCGAGACAAACAGGCUUGGCGCUGCACAGAGCCGGAAGACUGCUGCGAGCGGCUGCCGGUUGGCCGCGCGCGCGGCAGCUGCGCGCAGAGACCACAGGGGCACUCGUAUCCCACCACCUUUUGGCUCCGUUGUCGCGUUUUCUUGCUUCUGUGGGAAUAAAGUCGGCCACCGAAGAAGACAAACAGGCGACACGCUGCGCGUACGGACUAUGGUGAAACACGACGCCCACUUGCGUAUACUGCGUAUACACCUGCUUCUAAGUGUGACCUCCUUGUCUGAAGACUCACGCCGAGCAUCCGUGCGGUUGGCCUGUGUACCGAACGAAUCGCGCGUGAGCUUAAAGACUUAAGGGUCAAGCUAUACUUCCACGAGUCGACGUGGGAGCUUCGAAUCCUGUCGACUGCGCCAAAAUCCCGAGGGGGGCGCCCAUUGGCCGAUCCAUGACGGGCCGCAGCGGUGGCGUGCUGCGUGCGCAUGCGCGGAGGGAGGCGGUGCCACCUGGCGGAGGGCACCAGCACCAGCCGGCGGCGGCGGCAGCGGCGCACCAGGCUCGAGAGCAGCAGUCGCGGCACGGUCGCAAACUGAGCAACAUGGACUACUACGGCGCCGUGGCGCUCGUCUCCGGAUGGGCCUGUCUCCUUUACUGGAACACGCUGGACGCGGACUUCGCCUACGAUGACAGCCGCGCCAUCCGGAGCAACCAGGACCUGCUGCCGAGCUCCCCGCUGGCGUCGCUCUUCCGCAACGACUUCUGGGGCACGCCGCUCACGCACAGCGGCAGCCACAAGUCGUACCGGCCGCUGUGCGUGCUCUCGUUCCGGCUCAACUACCUGCUCGGGGGAUACGAGCCGCGCGGCUACCACCUGCUCAACGUGCUGCUGCACGGCCUCGUCUCGGCGCUGUUCACGGCGCUGGCGGCGCGGCUGUUCCUCAACCAGUGGCUGCCCACGCUGGUGGCCGGCUUCCUGUUCGCCUCGCACCCCGUGCACACCGAGGCCGUGGCCGGCAUCGUGGGGCGCGCCGACGUGGGCGCGUGCCUCUUCUUCCUGGGCUCGCUGCUGGCCUACGUGCAGUACUGCAAGUACCGCGACAAGGAGCUGCGCGCCGAGCGCCGCUGGGCGCCGCUGUACGCGUCGCUGGCGCUGGCCGGGUGCUCCAUGCUCACCAAGGAGCACGGCAUCACGGUGCUGGCCGUGUGCGCCGUGUACGACGUGUUCGUCAACCACAAGGUGGCCCCGAGGGACCUGCCCUCGCUGCUCGUCAGCAAGCGGCACCCGGGCCUGUGGGAGGGCCUGCUGCACCUGUGCUUCGCGGGCGUCACGCUGAUCGGCCUCCGGCUGCACCUGAUGGGCGCCCGGGCGCCGGACUUCGCGCCGGCCGACAACCCGGCCGCCGACAGCGACAGCCUGCUCACGCGCACCCUCACCUUCCUCUACCUGCCGGCGUUCAACUUCUGGCUCCUGCUGUGCCCGCGCUGGCUCAGCUUCGACUGGUCCAUGGAGGCCAUCCCGCUGGUGCAGAGCCUGGCCGACGCGCGCAACCUGCUGAGCGCCGCCUUCUACGGCGGCCUCUUCCACCUGGUCGCGCUGCUCGUGCGGCUGGCCAACUGGCGCCGCGGCGCGCCCCCCUGCCACUGCAGUGCCUUCCAGCCCAAGCCGGCCUCGCUGCUGGCGCUCUCCUCCGGCGGCAAGUCGUCGUACGGCAAGCGCUUCUCCAACAACAACAACUGCAACAGCUACAGCAACGGCGGCGGCAACGGCCUGGUCUCCUCCUGGAGCUGCGGCAGCUGCUCGUCGGCCUCGUCCUCCUCGUCCGAGUGCUCCGAGUCCACGAACGGCGGCGGGGGCGGCCCCGCGGUGGCCAGCGCCCUGUCGAACCAGCAGCUGGACGCCACUGUGCUCGCGCUGGCCCUCGUGGUGCUGCCGUUCGUGCCGGCGACGAACUUGUUCUUCUACGUGGGGUUCGUGGUCGCCGAGCGCGUGUUGUACGUGCCCUCGAUGGGCUACUGCCUGCUGGUCGCCGUGGGCGCCGACCAGCUGUGCGGGUUCGCCCGGCGCGCGGCGCGCCACGGACACGGCGGCCACGGCGGUGGCGAGACGCUGCGCAAGCUGGUGCUCGCCGCGCUCGUGGCGCUCGUGCUCGUGCUCUCGCUCAGGACGGUGCGCAGGAACAGGGACUGGCUCACCGAGGAGGACCUCUACCGGUCGGGCAUCCACAUCAACCCGCCAAAGUCUUACGGCAACUUAGCGAACAUCCUCAGCGCGCAUGGCAAGAAGGCCGAGGCCGAGUGGGCCUACAAAAAGGCGCUCACCUAUCGCUCCAACAUGGCCGACGUCCACUACAACCUGGGAAUUCUCCUGCAAGAGCAGAACCGGUUGGAGGAAGCCCUUCAGAGCUACAAACUUGCGAUCCAGUUCAGGCCGAGGCUUGCAAUGGCGCACCUCAACAUGGGCCUCGUACUUGGCAUCAUGGGCAGGAAAGAGGAAGCCAUCGAAGUGUACCGGCACUGUGCCCAGCUUGACAGCGCGGGCCUCAAGGACCCCAAGACCCACGAGAGCACCAAGAUCUCGGCCCUCUUCAACCUUGGUAGGCUCUACGCCGACGAAGGCAAAUACAAGGAGGCGAUCAGAGUUUACCAAGAAGCAGUUGCCAAGAUGCCGGAUCACUAUCAGCCGCAGUCUCUCUACAACAUGAUGGGUGAGGCAUACUUCAAGCUCGGGGACUUUGCCGAAGCGGAGCGAUGGUACAAAGAAGCGCUCAAAGCGAAGCACGACCACAUCCCAGCGCACCUGACCUACGCCAAGCUCCUGUCUAAACUGAACAGGCCGACCGAAGCGGAGCAGUGGUUCCUUCGUGCGAAAGGAUUAGCCCCGAACGACUCCAGUGUGUAUCAGCAUUAUGGUCAGUUCCUGUCCGAGUCUGACCGGCACAUGGAAGCCGCCGAACUUUACCUUCGAGCCGCUGCGCUCGCUCCCGAUGAGUACGAGAUCAUCUUCAACGCCGCCAACACGCUGAGGCAAGCGGGAAGGAAUGCUGAAGCCGAGGCCUUCUACUACACUGCAGUGAAGUUGCGACCCGGUGAGGUCACGAGUCACAUGAACCUCGGCGCCAUGUUGCACGUCAACGGAAAGCUGCUCGAGGCCGAGUCAAGCUACCUCGAGGCGCUACGGUUGAAGCCAGACGACCCUAUAACGCAAAACAACCUGCAGAAGCUUCGGAACUUGCUCGCCCAGAAAGGGCUUCGGGCCGCCACCACCAUAGUCAGCAACCGACGGUAGCGGCGUCGUUGUCCGCGGAGAUCUUCAAGUAACACAGCGCGAGGUACCGCCGGAACCGGAAACACCUCAGCAGCGCAUUGCGCGCAGAAGGCGCGACGACGUCGACGACGCUGGAGCUGCGCGGCCGGCACAGCCUGCGGCAGCCGCACAUCCUAGCCGCUGCUUGCUCGUCUGCGGAUUUCGCCUGCCAAGUUUCGUCGUGGCCUCCGAGAUUCGGCGGCGCUUGCUGACUAAGGAGGUUGCUUGGGGCUGACCCCUCGCCGCCCGAUAUCGGAGGCCAUGCUUUCGUCUGCGAACUUCGCUUCGCCGCCAGGAGUCGCCUGCGAAGUGCCGGCAGCUGCACGGCGCCUCUAUAGCGUGACGUCACCGGCGCCGAUCCCAGACGUGUUUUGUUUCACACUCGCUUGUACUUUUGUUGUUGUCGUGUCGCUUCGGGUUUGUCCCCGGAAAGCGACAGAGAAAACACUUGUGUCCUACUAGACUGAUCGCAAACUGACUAUCGCCGUUGAGUGACCGCACAGAGCCUAGUCAGUCCUCUCCCCGACUCCCUUUUCCCAACUUUUUAUUUAUAACGCUUUUUUUUUACGCGUUUCGUCUGGCAAGCCCAUAGCAGCUCUGGAAGCGAGUGACGACUUUUGUGCCGCAGUUAUUACUGCAGAGUGAGCCUCUGGAAACGGAACUUUAGUCCCUCGUUGGCUUUUCUUUUCUUCUUGUCGGAAUGUCAAGGGGGGGAAAACGGAAGUGCAGUGAACACGUUACUUAGUCACAAGUGUGUCUGGCCGGACUCGAUGCAGUAUGAAUCAUUUGAGUUUCUUCUGGUUUUCUUUUCGCCCGUAUCUGUGUGUAUAUAACGGGUUUAUUGUCGCGUUUCUAUCUCUCUCCCGAAAUGUCUGCUGCUGCACUUCGUCGAUUAUGUUAUUCCUACGAGAAGCAACAGGUCUAGUCAAAGUGCCGACGCUCCGCUGUGGCUUGUCCGCUGUAAAUUACAUCGCUCGCUUGAACGGAUGUUCCUUUCCUUUGUUUGUACACGCCCUGUAUUUUUCCAACCCUUUUUUGUGUCGAACCCAAAGCCCACGGUCACGUGUAGUGCUUAUUAAUAAGCCUUCGCGUUUAGGAAUGAAGUGGGAGAGUAGUUGCCGAAAGAAAGAGAGAGAGAGACACCCUAUUCUUUUAUUUUUCUCUCUCUCUUUCCCUCUGUGAAGGAACGGAAGAAGGAUAUAGAGAUGGAAGAAAAGAUAAAUCUAUAUAUUGAGUUGUGAUAUGCGCGUUUUUCGGUUUCUCCUUUCUGACGCAAUCUUCUGGCGCACACACGACCAAACUUUUUGCUUCCAUGUGUAGAUCGACGGAAAGGACAUAGUAUAUAUAUAUAUAAAUAUUAUACUUAUCUCGGCGCAUCCAUCGUCCUUGUGUACAGAGAGAGCCAUGUAGAUAGACAACGCGCGGCAAUACACGUGCCGAGAUCCUGCAGGAAUUUGUUCUAAACUGACGGCAACCGAGACCUAAUUCUCUCUUGGCUUCGCGAAUUACACUUCUUAAAAGAAAAAAAAAAUGAUGGUAUACCGAAUGGGACGCAGUCAUUGCAGUGCUUUCGUAGCUUAUAAUAGCAGUGGCUGGCUGUGUGCGAUUUCUUUUUUUCUUUCUCGUCUUCUAUAAACUUCCUUUAGAGUCGAAAGCAGAAUUAUCUGCGAAGAAGGCAACCAAGACUUUUACAAAAAAAAGUAUUUUAUAUGGGACGUUCUACGUCCUCUUGACAAAGUUAAUCCGAAAUCCUCGUCAAUUCACGAUGCGUUACGAGACUUUAAUCGUCGCUCUACGGUGACCGCUGUCGAAAAUAUAACAUUGAUUAUAAUAUUUUUUCAAAAUAAUUUUUUCAAAAUAAUUCUUUCAAACGUACUCAACAUAAAACACAAAAACGAAACCUGUGUCUAUCUUUUCUUUUUCUUUUUGUACCCAUUCAAGAAUUGAAAAGGCUAUACUCGAAAAGACCACCGAUUCAUUAGACGGAAGCCGCACAUCUUUCCUGAGGAGACGCGAGAUUUGCUUUUCUUCGUGAUAUUUCUCUUCUACAGAUGCUGAAAUAUAGUACUCGGAGGCUCAAAUUUCAUAUCCACCGUUCGCGAAGCUAUAAGCUCGAACACCGGCAUUCAUGUUAUGUAAAUAUCGAUACCUGCUUCCGCUUUUCCGCCGGGAUAUGGACUCCUCUUGGCGUUUACUAUUACUAGUGGUAUCACUAUUUUUCCUUAAUUUAGCGGCGAAUGUCUUGUUCAUUUGUGAAGAAAUUCUAGGUCACUGACGCCGUUGUAUUUCUCUGUGCUCGCUUUUCUUUACCUUUCUUCUUAAAGGCAUGUGGACGUAUUGGAGCGCUCCCAGUAACGUUCCCUUGGUCUGCCACUGUAAUUAACAGAUGAAGUAUGAGAGAUUAAAAAGAGAGAGCGAGAGAGAGGAAGUGAUAGCUACGUGAUUUCUAUAGGCUGGUUGGGAGCGAAAGCAAUCUUCUCUGGCCGUUUCUGUUCAUUCGAGAGCAGCCGGUCGGUCUUUAAGUUAUUUAUAUUUAUGGCAUCCCUGUGUUUGGUUGUUUUAUUUUCUCGCUAGACCAUCGCUAAGGUCUGUAAGCGCACCCCGGGAUUUAAAGGUUCUCUUCCGCACUACGAAGCUGAGGUUUAGUCUGUUUUUUUUUUUUCCAAGCAAUUGUGCCAGCAGUGUGACGAUAUGAACGUUUUUUGUCUGCUAUGUCUCGGCGCAAGAACACGCAAUGGUAGCGCGCGAUUCGGGUUGUUGUGUUUGUGCGUGUGAUUCGAGCCAGGAAAUAUUUAAUCGCGAGUUUCCCGCGCGAUCGCACGUAUUUCCCUGCACCGCGUGUUGUACUCCGCCUAAUCCCGCGUUCGUGGCAGAUUUGCCGGCGCGGAGAUUAGCGGAAGCUUGUAGUGGAUUGCUGCUUCUUGUGCGCCCGUAGUCACGAACCUAUAUUUAAAGAAAAGAAAUUUCUGUGCAACUCGUUUUUGAGAUAACGGAGGAACUUUCCCACUUGUCUCUCGUUAACAUUUGCCCCAUAUGCAGUGCUAAAAAAAAAAAUAGACAUUUUAGGAAAAGGAAUUCUGACAUCAGCCAAACAAUGUGGAAACUAACAUUUCAGCACCUCAGUCUCGAUACAUGAUGUUAAAACAAACCACGAGCUUCUUUGAAGGCCGUGAAAAAAAAAAAAAAGGUGACGACUAAAAUCAUUAUUGAAGGAAGUACAUAAAAAUUCCAGAUGUCUCCAAAGUCCAUAGUCUGGACUGAUCCCUUUCAGCGAUAUCACUUCUAUAGAUAUACUAUAAUUGCCUAAUUCAGUGGACAAAACGCGCGUCGCUCCAGCGAGGUAUUGUGUCGAAUGCCAUGCCACGCACACGGGGUGGUGUCUCAGCAAAUGAUUCAGAUUACCGUCGCAGCUUUGGUUACAUCGUAACUGACAGAAUUAGGCAAAGUUAUGCCAUGCGGACUGCUUCUAGGCUUGUUUCUUGCCAUAACCUUUCGUGUCAUAUUUUUUUUUUAAAGCAAUGAAAUGCUUUGAAACUCGAUUUAAACUGUGAUUGUUCCUUUGCUUUCUUCCUUCCUUCUUCUUGUUAGGCGUAGCAAGUUAUUUAGUUUGGUCUCGUGACUUUGGAUGAACAAGACAUGCAGCUUUCCCCUUUGUGAUGCUCGGUGCACCGUUUGUUCCAUAAACCAUUGCGAUCCCCGGUUUGUCUCGUUUCGCUCGCUGCCCACGUGUGCAUACCACAGGCGUCGUCCCACGACGCCAAUGCACGAAAGCCAACGUGUGCCGAAAUGUUAAAUAAAAAAUUAUAAUAAUGAAAGAAAGACGACGUUAUUGAACUUGGAAUGAACACGCACGCGUAAUAAAAUUUAGGCUUUCCUAAAAAGUUCUGUACAAUACAUUAAGAUAUUUACAAAUAAAUUUUUGAAUCUAAA
Dermacentor andersoni is the source of this 8782-nucleotide messenger RNA. It is a transcript of the gene Tmtc2, whose product is annotated as Transmembrane O-mannosyltransferase targeting cadherins 2. Gene Ontology annotation, molecular function: protein binding; mannosyltransferase activity. Gene Ontology annotation, cellular component: endoplasmic reticulum membrane. NCBI's taxonomy places the organism in Eukaryota, Metazoa, Arthropoda, Arachnida, Ixodida, Ixodidae. Gene Ontology annotation, biological process: protein O-linked glycosylation via mannose. The record is from RefSeq and is a predicted model, not a curated record.